Molecule: messenger RNA, 315 nt
Organism: Cladophialophora psammophila CBS 110553
Lineage: Eukaryota; Fungi; Ascomycota; Eurotiomycetes; Chaetothyriales; Herpotrichiellaceae
Exons: 1
Coding region: 1-315 (104 amino acids)
Source: RefSeq, a predicted model, not a curated record
AUGGCCGUUGUCGCCGUCACCAACGCCAGUAUUCUAGAUGACGACGACGGCGACGACGACGACGACGACGACGACGAAGAAACUGUUGAGGAGCUCGCUGGAGUAAACUUUCUAGAUCUUGAUCCUCUCGACAACACCAGGCAGAACCAAGAAGAGCACGCAAAGCAAUUUGAAGGUCUCGGGGCCAUCCGCGCUGUGCAGAAAAAGAUUCUCAAACUUGCCGACGAGGCAACGACUGCCACUGCAUCGGCUCCCAACACUUUGGGCAGCAACAUCACGCUCUCAGGUAUCAGCGUAGGGAGUGAUGGAACCUGA